UUGACAUCAUAUGAGCUCUAUAAGUGUCGACAAACCUAAAGUCACCUUAUCUUUUAAAAUGUAUACAAGACCCUUUAAAGUCGUAACAAACCCAGUAUCACAUAACUCUUUAAAAUUUAACAAACUUGAUUUUAAGUGACCUCUCAAAAUGUAAAUAAACAAUCCACGACCUUUGACAUUUUACAUUUUGGUCAAGGACAAUGGCCUUGGAUAGGGAUUUGCUUACAUUUUGGUCGAGGUCAAUGACCUUGGAUAGGGAUUUGCUUACAUUUUGGUCGAGGUCAAUGACCUUGGAUAGGGCUUUGUUUACAUGUUGGUCGAGGUCAAUGGCCUUGGAUAGGGCUUUGUUUACAUCUUGAACGAGGUAAAUGACCUUUGACAGAGGUUUGUUCAAAUUUUGGGGGGUUUCGUAAUGUCAAGUUUGUUAAAUUUUGAAGGGUCAUGUGGUGUCAGGAUUGUUCAGAUUUAUAGGGGUCACCUGAGCUCAGGUUUGUUGAUUUUGAAAAACUUGUUUAAAUUUUGAGGGUUAAAAUUAUGCAUUUUUGACAUUUUGAGGGGUAACGUGGGGCAGGUUUGUAAACAAGGUUUGUCAAGGUCAAACACCUCUGGCCGGGACUUUAUUUACAUUGUCUGCGAGGCCAAUGAGUUUUUUCCGUGCAUUGUUUAUGUUUAUGGGGGUUCAAAUUUGCUUGCAUUUUUGGGGUUCUCUUGAGGCUCACUUGGGGUCAGGUUAUUCUACAUUUUGUGGCUGAAUGGAGGGUGAUGUUUGUUUACUUUUUGAUUUGUCAUAUGAAGUCAAAUUUCUAUAUAUUAUAUAUGGCGGAUUCACGUGAGGCCAGGUUUGUUUACUUUGUGGACUCCUCUGAUGUCAGAAUUGUGUGCUGCCAUUUUCUGGGUUCACGUGUGGUCCGAUUUGUUUAUAUUUUUAACAGCCAUUUCAAAUGGUUUGCGAAUUUACGGGUUCAUGUUGAAUAAAGUUUGUAUAAAUUUUGAGCGGUAAGAUCAUGUAUUGACGGAUCACGUGGGUUUAGAUUCGCCUAAAUUUUAUGGACUCAGGCAAGUUCAAGUUUUGAUGGAUCUCAUGAAGUCAAAUUUGUUUUGUUUGACAGUGCUUUUGCGGAUAAUCUUACGUGUCCUUUCUGGUUACGUAUAUUCGAAUAUUGUGGAAAUGCCUGGCGAGAUCAAUAAAGACAAAGACUGUUUAAGUAUAUCUCAUCAACAUACCUUUUCGAUGUUAGGUCGUACAAACCCAAUGGUUUUCUCUAUAGUUGUUUAGCAAUAUAGUAUUUUUUCUCUUUCGUUUACCACAUAUAGUGUGUAAAUUGAGCUCAUUUAACUUUUUAUUAGACCAAUCUAAUGUUUGGUAUAUUUUUCUCAUUAGUAUUAACAAGAGAGGUCUUCACAAAUGAUGAAAUACGUUCAACUAUCAGAGUUCAUAAUAAAUCGUAUUGAUUGAGGCGGAAAACGAUGAAAGUGUAUAUGAUUUUCUUACUUUGUGCCCAUAUUCUUACAUAAGGUGGGUGGUAACUUUUAUGUAAUUGCCAAGGAAUUGCGAAUAUUAAAGUAGCAGAUAAUGCAUUUUUAAUAUCUUUCUUUUGAAAAAGUUGUCACCAAGUUUGAUUUUAAUAAUUAAGUUGCAUUUUGCUUAGGUGAAACAGUUUUGUGAGUGCGUGGCAGACACGCGAGACUGCAUUUCCUUAAUUAAAAAUUCAUCGAAAACGGAACUCUGGAAAUUUAGUCAUUAAGAAACUUUAAAGAAUUUUUGGAAGUAAACUAAUAGUGAGCAAUAUAAGUAAAGGUGCUUCCUUGCGGUACGGCAGUGUUUUUCUUGGUUUGCUUUCGUUUACGCCGUAUUUGCAAGGAGUGUCUUCAAUUGAUAGCAGUUCAAAAUCAAAGUUGAACUUUGAUUUAAUUGUCUACUGUACUAAUUAGUAGUGUUUCAAGAGGAGAAUCAAAACGAAAUAUGCGUAAAUUUUUCGAUUUAUUUUAUGGACGCGGUGCUGGAGAUUUCGCGACAAAUGACUCGUUUCAGAUUGUAUUUUUUUACUGGGCACUAAUUGGCAUAAAACCUUUGAGACCCCUUGGGCUCUUUCGUUCAUUGCAUAUGCUGUUCUGCUGGAUUUGUUUGCUCAUGAGCCCGAUUGCUUUCAAUGUUGGCUUUAUGCAAGUAGUGCAAAAUUCAUCGAUGACAGUUAUACUUACUACGUUACAAGCGACACUCAAUGUGCUAGCUUUACCGCUGAAGGCGAUCGUGACGGGCGUUUACUUAGAGCGUCUACGUAGUGUCGAACCGAUUUUUAAAUGUUUGGAUGCGCGCUACCACAGUGCUGAGGAACGUUUCACAAUAAAAGACUCCGUUAUCAAAUCGUCGCGCUUAUUCGUAAUUGUUGGCGGAAUUUAUUUCGCAUACGGUACCAUCUCUUGGCUACCAGCACUCUUUACACACAGUCAACCGCUAAACACUUGGCUGCCAUUUAUUGACUGGAUUCCAGAGCCGACCAUUAAUUUUUGGUUGCACUUUCUCUUCGAAGUGCUUUACGUAUAUUUCCUGCUGGUCAGUCAAUUCACGAACGAUAUAUACUCGGCCAUUUACUUAAAAGCCUUACGUACGCACAUAACGCUGCUUGCGGAGCGCGUCAGUAGGCUGGGCGAGAAUCCGAAGCACAAUGACGAUGAUAAUUACAGGGACCUAAUUGAUUGUGUGCGUUCACAUCAGGAAUUGUUAGAGUAAGCUUGAUAAUACUGUACCAAGCAUAACUCAUGCAUAUAUCCGUAAUACUCUUUCUCGAUCAACAGAAUCUCUAGCGCUGUCGGCUCUGUGCUCUC
Molecule: messenger RNA, 2826 nt
Organism: Zeugodacus cucurbitae (melon fly)
Lineage: Eukaryota; Metazoa; Arthropoda; Insecta; Diptera; Tephritidae
Product: odorant receptor 42a-like
Exons: 1
Coding region: 1964-2731 (255 amino acids)
Biological process (GO): sensory perception of smell; detection of chemical stimulus involved in sensory perception of smell
Cellular component (GO): plasma membrane
Molecular function (GO): olfactory receptor activity; odorant binding
Source: RefSeq, a predicted model, not a curated record